Molecule: messenger RNA, 6512 nt
Organism: Rhea pennata
Lineage: Eukaryota; Metazoa; Chordata; Aves; Rheiformes; Rheidae
Gene: SLC39A9
Product: solute carrier family 39 member 9
Exons: 7
Coding region: 501-1415 (304 amino acids)
Biological process (GO): zinc ion transport; transmembrane transport
Cellular component (GO): membrane
Molecular function (GO): metal ion transmembrane transporter activity
Source: RefSeq, a predicted model, not a curated record
GGGCGCGCCCCGGAAGGGGAAGUGCUGUGCCGCGGAGGUGGCAUUUGGCCUCCGAGGUAGCGGCGGGGGCUGGCGGCCGCAGGGAGCCCGCGGACCGGCGCGGCCUCCCGUCCCGUCCCGUCCCGUCCCAGCGUGGCGCGGCUCCUCGCCUCUGCCCUCCCCGCGGUCCCGGCCCGCUGUGCGGAGCGGCCGCGGUGCCCAGCGCUUCUCCCCCCCGUACCGCGGGCAGGGUCCAGCCGCCUCAGGUGAGGGCUGAGCCCGCCCUGGGCUGGGCCACCGCCGCCUUCCCCCGGCCGCGCCGGGCAGAGCCGCGGCUUCUGCACACCCGACCCAGAGCGGGCCGCCGCUGGGGGCUGAGCCGGCCGGAGCUGCCGGGCAGGACAGACAUGGCUGAAGGCCUCUCCUGGGACCUCGGUGUCUGCACGGGUUAAGGCGUGCGGGGCGAGGUGGAAAAGUUGCUGUUGAAUUUCACUUUAAAGGACUGGACAGAAAGCAGCGAAAUGGAUGAUUUCCGCUCCAUCUGCCUGCUAUCUCUGGCUAUGCUGGUUGCCUGUUAUGUGGCAGGGAUUAUCCCUCUGGCAGUUAAUUUUUCAGAGGAGAGGUUAAAGUUGGUGACUGUUUUGGGCGCUGGGCUGCUGUGUGGAACUGCCUUGGCUGUCAUUGUGCCAGAAGGAGUACAUGCACUUUAUGAAGACAUUUUGGAGGGGAAACAUCACCCAGCGAGUGAGGUGCAGCAUGUGAUGGAGUCUGAGAAGGCAGAAAUCCCGGUUGUGCAUGAGUAUGGCCAUGACCAUUCCAGGUUGCAUGCCUACAUUGGUGUUUCCCUUGUCCUUGGCUUUGUCUUCAUGCUGCUGGUGGACCAGAUAGGCAGCUCUCAUGUGCACUCUACAGAUGAUCCAGAAGCUGCAAGAUCGGGCAAUUCCAAAAUCACCACAACGUUGGGAUUAGUGGUUCAUGCUGCAGCUGAUGGCGUUGCAUUGGGUGCAGCAGCUUCUACUUCGCAGACAAGUGUCCAAUUAAUAGUGUUUGUUGCGAUUAUGUUGCACAAGGCACCAGCUGCCUUUGGCCUCGUUUCCUUCCUGAUGCAUGCUGGGCUGGAACGUAAUCGAAUCAGAAAACACUUGCUGGUCUUUGCAUUGGCAGCACCUGUUAUGUCCAUGGUGACAUACUUGGGGCUAAGCAAGAGCAGUAAAGAAGCCCUUUCGGAAGUCAAUGCCACCGGAGUUGCUAUGCUUUUUUCUGCUGGGACUUUUCUUUAUGUUGCAACAGUUCAUGUCCUCCCAGAAGUGGGAGGAAUUGCUCACAGCCACAAACCUGAAUCAACUGGAGGAAAAGGACUCAGCCGUCUGGAGGUGGCAGCCCUAGUCUUAGGAUGCCUUAUUCCUCUAGUUUUGUCCAUUGGACACCAUCACUAAAUGCUCAAAGUUCACCGUUCUCCUCGAUCUGACCUGAGCAGUAACUGUUGACUGCUCCCUUUAUUAUUGUCUGUCUUACCAUCAUCCAUCCCAUCUACUUUUAUGGAGUUCAGAGGGAAGCUUGAUUGCAAAAUGAGGAAUACUGGGAAAGUUUUUAGUGUAGCAAAAUGUGCUUUGGCAGCCGGACAUUAAUUCUGUGUAACUUUCUUUUUUGAAGAAUUUGUUACUGUUCUAUUUUAAUUGUUACUUCUGGCCCUAUUCUCAGGGAAGAUGGAAUUCGGAGUUUAAGAAAGGUGAGUGGGGAAGAACUUAGUGACUCAUCAUGAAAUUGCAUUCACCAAAGUAUCCUGCAAUUCAGCUUUCACAGCUGAGAACAAAAACAAAGGAUGGCUGCCUUUUAGGAGGUUAAAAUCUUAUUACUAGUGAAGUAGGGGGCUCUCCCCCAUUGGUUUUAUGUUGUCCUGACAAUGUGAUUGAAUUUUGUUAUGUUUGUCACAAACAGUAUUGUAGAAGUGACCUACACCCUGAACGAUGCUGCUGUUGUGACAGAAGCAUCGUUGUUAGGAUAAAAUUCUCUGAACAAUUUAUAUGGUUAAUAUAGGAAAUAAGAAUUCAGCUGGUUAAGGAAGUGCAAAUGUGUUUUGCAGUGUAUUCCAUUAUUUAAGACAAAGGAUAGAAGUGAGGAGAAUAUUAUUUUGAUUGUUUAUACAAUUGUUAAUAACUUAAAAAAAAAAAAAGCAGAAUGUCUUGGAAGAUUAUCUUCCACAAACUAAGUCGAUAGAGUGUAGGCACCAAAAACGUUAGCAGGAAUUAGAUAUUUGAUACUGUGAUUAUACUGCUGCUACGCUUGAGAAAGAAAUCCACAAUGUCUUUUGAAAUCAAGCUGUUCUGUGCUCUGAGGAGUAGAAAUCUGAUGGAAACAGCUGUUGAGGGAUCAGAGAACUUUACUAGCUCAUCUUUGAAAGUUUGAACCACAGAAAUCCGUGGGGUAUGUGGGUUUUUUCAUUAAAUAAAAAGUAUCAAGGCCAACAAAACAAGAUCUUUGGUUAAAUAAUUAUACUGCAGAUAAAGUACAAAGUGCAUCUAAAGCAGUUCUAAACAGGACAAAUUCUCUUGGGUUUCCAGGGGACCUGAUAGGCAUUUCAAUUUUCCUUUGGGAAUCCUGCAUUCACCUCUAACUGGUGAUCAUUAGUUUUGAUGAAUCUACUUGAGGACUUACUGCCAGCUGCUGAUGCCUCUCACUGUAGAUGGGUGAUAAAACAUCUUUUCCUUUCCAAGGCACAGCCUUUGCUUGUCAGGCAUUUUUUUCUCUCAUUCAAAAUAUAUUAUGCUCUAGUAAUUGUAGUGCAUUUAAAAAGCCAAAUGCUUGAUGUGCGCAGACUCAACACAUCCUUGCUUUGUGGGGGGGGAAACAAAGCUUUUUAAUUCUUUGCCCAUUUUAAGCUAUACUUUGCACUUCUUAAUGUUGCCAAAUAUUCUUCUGUUCUUAAUUUUUGUUGUUUGAAAUGGAGCUUCAAAGCUUGAAUAGCUUGUUUCCUGAAGCGCUUAUUGUUUCCACUUGAAUGUGUCUUUUUUUUAAUACCAUUUAUUGCUUAUAUUACAUAGGCCAUUGUGCCUCUUAACUUUACAUUUCUGUCACUGUUCUGUUUGUCUGCUAGUUCAACAAUAGGUCUUGGCCUGGCUUCUGGAGUAGUGAGUACUCUGUUUGCUUUGUAACAACACAGAUGUACCCCAAGAUUGAACUUGGUGGUAAUCCUUAGGAUUGCUUGUUCACUUGUGCAUUUUACCACGAAAUGGUAUCCUCCCACAAGAUGCUAUUUUUGAUUAGAAUUAGUGUUUGAGAUCUAAACAAGCAUUUUUGACACUAGCCUUCAAACACUAAUCCUGGUCUGAAAAGCCGCUGCAUAAAUAGCAACACAGAUAAGGUCCUCUCCUGCACAUUAUAUUUGCUUUUACAGCGUACACAUACAACUCUUAAGCUCCCUGUUGAAAAGCUGAGUGAUACGGAUUGCAGAGCUCCCAGUGUUCUUCCUGAUUCCCCCUAAUGAUGUUCUCCCUUCAUAAUCUCACUGUAUUGCUCAUAGGAAUUGCAAGGUCCGCUGCAGAAGCAUCUCAGUGCAGCAGCAGAUGCUUACAUCUUGUGGAGCAGUUAGUUUUUAAAGAAAAGUAGGUUAUCUGCUCAACUAUACAAGUCAAGUCAUUUUCCUUUUUCUCCCACUACACCUGAAACAAUUUACAUUGCAAGGUGAGGGGUUUUUUUCCUUGAAAACCAAGGCAAAGAUGAAGAUACCUGAGUGUUGCCGAGCACCAUUUGAUCAUGAUGGAUGAUGCUGACUUGCACCAGCCUGUAGAGAAUCUGCUUUAAUUUUUGUUUUUCUAGAGGAACCUUAGGCUUCUCUCAUAACUACUAGUCCAGUAGUCUAUAAGUAGAGCACACUUGAUCUGGAGCCUCAGCUAGAUGAUGAAAAUGCCAGUAAGGAAAGAUUGUUCAGUUCCUUUUUCUUUCUUUUUUAAACCAUCAUCCAUCCUUUGCACGUGCACCACUCCCCCCCAACACUCCUCUAGUUAAGCUAGCAUCAGGGCUUCAUGCUCAUUUUAUGUUUAACAAUUGUAAUACUUAGGGAGGCAUGUAGAUAAGGUUCCAUUUAGUAAGUGUGGCUCCUGUGUAUCUGAAUGGUACCUUUUUCUAGGGGUGUGUGUGUGUUGUUUGAAGAUGCGAAGGCCAACCUAUUUGCUGCUGACUUAACCUCUGGCAUGUUAAUCACAACAGGUUCCUUUGCUGAGAGGUUUUGCCAUCUUCCGUUCCUCCUAUCCCUCAGAUCAUAUUUCCAGUUUCUGGGACAACUACCAGAAGUGCUAAUACUUGAUUUAAUUAUUUAUGAGCUUGAGAGGCCAAGUUACAACAGCAGGCAAAGGGUUUUAAAUGAAAACAGUGAUGGCUUAAAGUUGGCACAGAAAAAGUCCAGUAACCUGUAGCUUUCAUUCUGGCACCCAGUUAAGUGAUAGGCUUCUGUGGAUUUUUUUUCCCCCUGUCCAUUUAGAAGCAGCAACAAUAUUUUCUAUUAUUUAGCUACAAUGACACUGAUUAAGGAAGAUCUUGAUAACGUGAUAAGGGAAUAAAAAAUUUCCAAUGACUAAACCUUUCCAAAUUAUUAGUUCCGCAUGGAGGAUUUUCUUCAAGGAUGGAGUUUUAAGGAGUUAAAAUAUUUCAUUUUAUCAUAUUCCCUUUUUAUCUAUUCCCCAUCUGUCACAGUAAAUCCAAGCACUGCAUGUAGUCAGGGCCAUCUGGUGUCGUUUUCUACUCCUCAGGGGACCUUGGUGCAAAAAAAUUCUUUCUCUCUGUAAUAGCCAUUUCUGCCUGUCUUUUUUACUGUGAGGUAGGUGGCAGUAGGUCUAGCAGGUAGCACAUUAACUAAGUGCCAGGCUUUUUUUUUUUUCCCUCUCUCCUCUAAAUCCCUGUAGUAGGAAAUCUGUAAUUGCCUCAGCUGGAUUUUCAUUUCCUGAUUUCUUAAUUGGCAGUAGGAAUUGGGCUAAGGCUGUGUUUCUCUUGAUUCCAGUGUGUUCAGCUACUUUACUUACUAUUCUAAUUUCCUUAUUGUUUUUUUUUAAUAAAAAAGGGAAAUAUUUCUUUUUCAGCACCUGAUGACAGGUACAGGAGCUGAACUGACAUUAACUUGUGUGAGGAAGGCAGAACUGCCACACCAGCGUAGGAAUUUUUGAUAAUUGUUCCUUGUAAUGUCAGAUGGCCAGGUGGUAAACACAGAAACCCACUGCUGACUUCUGAAUUUCAAAGAACUGUUCCUAUGUGGAUUGUGUAAAAGAGUGAUGUUAGAGACACAAGAAGUUUAUUCAGAGUUCAGAGCCUGGUGUUUGUCUUCAGAGAGCUUUUGGCAGCAGCUGAUGUGUCUGCGGUAUCAGCUUUGUUCAGAGUAACAGGGAGGCGCUGUGGAAUCAGUGUUGCUGCUGCUCCCUUAUUCUGUGCUGCUUUGCUGCAUGGGACCUGGGAAGAAGUGUAUUCUUCUGGGGGCAGGUGGAGUGGUUGUGGUAGGUUGGAAAAGGUUAUGAUGAAUUUCAGAUUCCUGUUCACCUCAAACUCCUUAAAAAAUUUUUAACUGUUAAUUUAAAGUUUUUUAUUUUCUUUUCAUUACAUGUCAGCAGCCUUGGCUUUCCAGGGAAAACAUUACAUGUUAUAUGGUCAUUGCUGUUUACUUAACUCCAUGUAUGGAACUGUAAUUUUAAUAUCUUCUUUUUCCAAACCAUUUGUACACAAAAUCAUUCCAUGAAUGGCUGCCUUAUAAUUUUUCCACUUUAAUUGUGAAUGGUUAAAAUAAUGUUGCAGGUUUUGAUUUGUUUUAUUAUAUUAAAUUUUUACUAGGUGCAGUGCUUCAGAGUUGGCUUCUCAUUUACUGCAUGGGGUUUUGACAGCUCCUAUAAAAAGAAGUGGCAAUUUUAAAUGAGAUGCAGGCAGUACAUGUUAUUUUUCUACAGGUGUUUGUACUGCUUCUCUUCAUAGUGUUUGAGCAUCCCUUGGAAACCUGAAGAAUGAAACUGUUGGGAAAGUCGGUUUGGACAUAAAUACGAAUGAUUUGGAGGUAUAAAAAGGGACUUGACAGCUCUGCUUGAGAAGUAUUUGGCAAUUCUGUCCUACACUAUUUAAUAGUUGGCAUUGCCUUGGGGCAGUUUCUCCUGGCAGAUGGAAAGGUAACCUUUGCUUACAAGGCAGAGACCUCUUUAGAGAGCCAUUAGGAGCUCUUUGGUUCAAGAUUGCGCUGUUAAAAGGCUGGAGAAUGUGUUAGGGCAAAAGGAAAUAGAGAGACUGGGAAGGAGUGAAAACUGCCCCAAGGUAAAUCCUUACUCUUUGCAAGGUGCAAAUACUAAGUCACUUCGUUAUUUUGGAGCCUUUGUAACAAAACCUUUUGUGUGCCUGUGUGCACAUAUUAAAAGUUAACUCUAACCAUAACAGUGUGAGCUUCUCUGCUUUGGAGCAAGCUUGUCACAACUCAGUUUUCCUUGUGAUAGCCAGGUGAUCUGACUGCUUACAUGUUCACAGUUCUCCAAUAUUGCUCUUAAUCUUUGCUACUGACACAUUUUUUUUUC